Molecule: messenger RNA, 996 nt
Organism: Plasmodium malariae
Lineage: Eukaryota; Apicomplexa; Aconoidasida; Haemosporida; Plasmodiidae
Gene: SPB
Product: type I signal peptidase, putative
Exons: 1
Coding region: 1-996 (331 amino acids)
Cellular component (GO): membrane; mitochondrial inner membrane peptidase complex
Molecular function (GO): serine-type endopeptidase activity
Source: RefSeq, a predicted model, not a curated record
AUGAAUACGCGUAGUUAUUUUGUUAAAAGUAUAUAUUCCUUAAAAUUUUUACAAAGAAAAUUAUUGUACUCGAAUAAAGUUAACUCCAAUUCACUAAGCUCCAAUGAGAACAUUAGGAUAAGAUGUAUGCUCCAAAAUAGUAACUAUAAGACAUACAGAAAAAAUAAAAUAUUAAUCAGUAGCAGCGGUAGAAGCACUAGUGGCAGAAUUAGUACCCCAUUGCAUUUGGAAAUUAGAGCAUAUUUAUUGAAAAAAUGCGCACGAAAGAAAAGAUGGAAAAGUAAUAGUAGAACAAAUUUUAAGAAAAAAAGAAAGAGUAUUUUUAACCUCGUUAGAAUUAAUUCUCCUCUUAAUUUUACUAAAAAAUUAUUAUUAUGUUCUUUGCUUAUAUAUGGAAUAAAUAAUUAUUUUGUUGAUAUGACUCUCACCAGUGGUUCUAGUAUGUACCCAUUAAUAAAUAAGGAUGGAGUGAUUUUAUUUUAUAUUUGUGAUUAUGCUUUAAGAUUUUUUCAUGAAUUGCGCAAUAUGUACUCAUGUAGUUGUAUAAACAUUCUGCAUAAAUGCCAUAGUAUUAUUAAUUUAAAUGUUGAUCAUACGUAUUUUAUCAAUAUUAAUAAUAGAAUUCAUAGGAAAAUAGAAAAUCAUAAAAGAAAUAUAGAAGCACGUAAAAAUAUUUAUAAGAGAGGUGAUGUUGUGUUAUUAAUAUCACCUGUAAAUAAUAAAAAAAGAGUGUGCAAACGAAUUAUAGCAAUCGAAAGCGAUAAAUUAUUUGUUGAUAAUUUCAAGUAUUUUCUUGAAAUCCCUAAAGAUAAUAUAUGGGUGGAAGGGGACAAUAAAAUGGAUUCCUUUGAUAGUAGAAAUUAUGGCUGUGUACAUGUAAAUUUGAUAAUUGGUAAGGUUUUUUUCUUGUUAGAUCCUUUUAAGAAAUUUUGUUAUAUUAACAAUAAAAAAAAUUAUAUAAUAGAGAAAAAUCGAUUUUUGUAUUUGUCCAAUUAG